Trichoderma reesei QM6a is the source of this 1458-nucleotide messenger RNA. RefSeq lists its product as hypothetical. Lineage: Eukaryota; Fungi; Ascomycota; Sordariomycetes; Hypocreales; Hypocreaceae. Gene Ontology annotation, biological process: aspartyl-tRNA aminoacylation. The transcript is spliced from 4 exons. Gene Ontology annotation, cellular component: cytosol; aminoacyl-tRNA synthetase multienzyme complex; cytoplasm. The record is from RefSeq and is a predicted model, not a curated record. Bases 1 to 1458 code for a protein of 485 amino acids. Gene Ontology annotation, molecular function: RNA binding; ATP binding; aspartate-tRNA ligase activity.
AUGGGUGCAGACGAGCUACAGGCAGAUAACCUUCAGACAUCGGGCAUCGAUCCAAACAAGACUGAUCAAAACAAAGGCAUUACCCUUACCGGCCGUGUCCAUGAUCUCUCUCCUAAUAAAGACGACGGCUCAAUUGCCCUUGUUCUCAGAAAGGAUGGCCAAUUCUUCAAAUGCAAGCUAAAUUCUACAGACUACGCUGACCCUGCCAUCUUUGCCACGGCCCAGUGCCUGACUCCUGAAUCGCUUGUCCGCAUCUCGUGCAGCCAAAUCGCGUCUGAAACGGCAAGCUCGGAGACCUUUACAAUUACGCAGGUAUCUUCGCUCACCGUGAUAUCGGAGGCAAAGGCCAAUCUAGCAGACGACCUGAAGCUGCAUGGAGCUCCUGGAGAAACUGUGCCUUCUCUGAACGAUCGACUUCUUCUAUUAGACAAAAGGCUUGACCACAGACUCUUGGACGCUCGAGUCGCAGCCACGGCAUCAAUCUUCAAGAUUUUCUCGGCGGUGCACCAUCUAGCCGUCAAGUAUCUAGCAGACCAGGACUUCCAUUACCUUCCGACGCCGGCAUUCGUGGGUUAUGAGUUCCCUGCCGAGGAGGAGGAUCACUUCUAUCUCGAUUAUCUCGGCAGACAAGCAAUGCUGGCACCAACCGGUGAGGUACAUCUAGGAAUGGCGCUCGCCGCAGAUCUUGAACGCGUAUACGACAUUCAUACCGUCUUUCGUCGGGAACCAAAGAGUGAUGGAAGACAUCUGACAGAGUUUACAAUGCUUGAGCUCGUGUUUGCGCUCAAGAAUGAUUGGACCGAGAUUCUUGAGCUUGCCGACAGUCUCUUGGUUUUCCUUUUGCGGUCCUUGCAAGAAGACGACAAGUAUGCCAGACAUACAGCGGCUGCACAAAGACUAUAUCCUGCCGCUGGGAGCUUCAAGCUAGGCUUGAACAAGAACGGGAAGCUGCCGCGCGUACGAUUUGACGAGGCUAAAGCUAUUCUCCGUGAUCAGCUUGGCAAGGUGGUUAACGUUGGAGAAGACCUUACGAGAGAAGAAGAGGCAUUUUUGGGAGGUCUCUUUGUAGGCGAUCAGUCGCCUCUGGACUCACCGACCGAUGUAUUCAUCAUAACCCAUUUCCCAAAGCAUCUUCGACCAUGCAAUGUCUCAUCGUUGGGUCGGGAUGAUGCGACGACGAAUUCUUUCGACAUCAUCCUCCGCGGACAAGAGAUUGUCACGGGAUGCCAAUUGCUUCACUCGUAUAAGGAAGUGAGAUCAGCCUUUACCAAUCGCGCACACCCCAUCGAUCCGGAUUGUCCCGGGUGGCGGCCAUACACUGAAGCGCACGAGAUUGGGAUGCCGCCAUGGGGCGGGUUCGGGCUUGGACUGAAUCGUCUUGUUCAGGGAUAUCUGGGUUUGGUCGACGUUCGCGAGACUGUUCUUUUCCCGCGUGAUGCAAGUAGACUGGCGCCGUGA